This is a messenger RNA of Trypanosoma cruzi, 459 nucleotides long. RefSeq lists its product as uncharacterized. NCBI's taxonomy places the organism in Eukaryota, Euglenozoa, Kinetoplastea, Trypanosomatida, Trypanosomatidae. The record is from RefSeq and is a predicted model, not a curated record. The transcript has a single exon. Bases 1 to 459 code for a protein of 152 amino acids.
AUGGCAAUUGCUCACGCUGCUCACUUUGCGAGCACCAUUCGCCUUGGUCCUGCAGCGCCUAUUGCGGGCUACCCGAAUUCACACCAUGAACUGUGGGACGGUCGCUCACCACUCACGACGGCAGGAGAGGACCUCGCCGCCACCCCAAGCGGCAUGGAGUGUGAGCUGCCCGACGACCCGGCACAGGCAACGUGGAUCAGCGGCCGCAGUGUCUCGUUUCCCGACGUGACUGCGCAACGCGCACUGUGUGCCUCCCACUGGACAUCCACCCGUUUACAUGGAGUCGGACCACCCUCUGCUAUCCACUGCAGGGACGGAGGACGGCAUCCCGCGACUGGCAGGCUUGCUGCCGCGACGGAACAUGCCGCCCUUGCCCUGCGUGAAGCUGACUGUGAUGCUUCUACCUCGGCGUGUGGAACGUCUCUGGUUACUGUGACCACAUGGUUGGAGACGCACUGA